ACUCCCAGAGGCCGGAGCACACUUGCUUCAAGUGCUGAUGAAUGAGGCCAGAGAUGGGUCUUUGUGUGGAACUCCAAACGCUGUGCAUUGCCAUGAAGAGUGUUGUCCUGGGUUGAAUAUAUGAUGCUUUUAUCCCCAAUCGUCUUGUUCUGUUUACGCUGAAUAAUAUGUUUUAAACCUUUAAGACUCUCUUCCAGACAGUGAGGACGGGAGGGAAGAAGCGCACAGUUUGUUUUCAGACUGCUCUCACUCCUCCACAUUCCUGCUCCUGGACUGUGUUUUCUGCGGAUGGACAGACAGCCGGACAGAGCUCCUUUUUUCCCUUUUUCUUUCUUUUAGUUAGUUUUAGCUAGCUGAGGCAAAGAAGUUCUCCAGAUUGUGAUUUUUUUCCUUUUUUCUUGGACCUGUUCAAGCCUGCUCUGCACUGAACACCCAGAAGAGCACCGGCAGCUCCACCUGUAGCCCCUGGCCAGGCCUAGGCCGCGGCGUUUCCAGCACCAGAGACUGAUCAGAGACUGAGUGAGCCGAGCUGCAACCAGGAGAGAGGACUGUUCUGAGUUUGCUUUCCUUGGAUCAGUGAGAAGUUUUAUUGUUUAAUAUUGUUUGGUUUCUAUUGUUUAAUAAACAGGUUUCUUUCCACUUUUCUCCAAAGAAAUAUUUUCUCCUGAACCGGUUGGAGGGUGGAGGGGCAAUUGGAUCUGCUUUUGUAGAGAAGCCCCUUUGGGAGUUAUCUCCCAAACUUGCCCUAAACCAAGACAAAUACAGCUAGUGGCGCCCAACGCGUGGCUUGAGAAAGUGGAAAAAAACCCUUUAUUGAUUGUAGGUUUGUUGUGCUUGGUGUGUAGUAGGUUAAAGUACCCAGUAGCCAUGUUAUUUGAAUUUGUAAUGUCUCUUGGGGAGGCCUUUAUGUGGCUCUGGUCUCUAGACCUUUUUGAGGUUUCAAUACCUUUCUGGUCACUAGGAUUAUUGUCCCUAUCACGUAGUUUUUGCGGUAAAGGGGCAUGGAUUAGAUUAGCUAUUGUGUUAGCCUUGGUGAUAAUGAUUUAUAAGGCGUUUACAAAAAUACUGGCGUCUGUUUACGAUAUGUAUGGUUUAUGGUUUCUUCGUCUUACCCUGCAUCCCAGUUCUAGCAGUAUGUUUUGGGAAUUUAUUAGUAAUUGCACCCAGCUGGUUAGAGGAGGAGCAAGGAAUGAGGCUUUCCAGCCUUUCCUUUCCUUCUUCUCCUUUGAAUCUGUUAUGUCACUUGUAGAGAAUGUUCAGUUUCCCCUGAAUAUUAAAGAGACCAUCUUUCUGGCAUUUAAUCUAGUAGGCUUCCUCUAUAUGGUCUGCAGCUUCUCUAGAAUCAGGGCUGAGAUGUCUAGAAGAGCUGAUGAGACCCCUGACCCAGAAGUAGACCCACGUGUGGAGAAUCCUGAGUGGGGUGGAGAAUGGGAAAAUAUGAGCCAAAUCCUGAAAGAAUUCUCUGACCCUAUAGUCUGGGACUUUCCCCAUGAACAAAUUCAGAACCCAGCUGAAGUGGGGAAAUAUCUGAAAGAGAAGUAUCUCAAUGAUAGCCCUAAGGCGAAAAGGAUCAUUGCAGUAAGCUGGGCCCUAGCAUAUGCUUAUCGUACACUGCUAGAUACUCUAGGGCAGCAGACCGAGGAACGGGGGCAGGGAGAUACAUCAAGAGCUAUCCCAAUCGCUCAAGUUGCAACCAACACCCCAAGCUCAAAACCAGCAGCUAAACCACAUAGUGAACCUAAGCCAGUGGUUAAACCAAACAAUAAGCCUCAACCAAUAGCUGUUGCUACUAGCACUAAAAGUAAGAAGUGCACAGACAAGACCGAUCGACCAAUAGAUGAUAAUGAUGAUGAUGCAAAAGAAAGACCCUCAACAUUUCCUAACAUAAAAUCAGGAGUCAAAGCAACUAACACAAAAUCAGAAGCCAAUAUUAAGUCCUUCUCCCUAAAAGACCUGCGUGGCCUAAGGAAGGAUUACACCCGACGAUCUGAUAAAUCCAUAAUUAGCUGGUUAGUCUGUCUUUAAAAUGCUGCAAGCGAAGCUACAAUUCUGAAUAACACAGAAGCGAAGCAUUUGAGAUCCCUGUCACAUGAUCCUGUCAUUGACCAAAGCAUGAUGAGGGGGGCUAACCCUCACAGCCUCUGGGUACGGGUCUUAAACAGUGUAGCGCAAAGAUACCUGUGUGCCGAUGAUCUCUACAUGCAGCAAACACAGUAAAAAACCAUAGAACAAAAGAUUCAACGCUUGAAAAAAAUAACAAUAAGAGAAAUUAUAUUCUCAGAUGACAUAACAACUAAAAAUCCAGACUUAGUACCAUGCACAUCUGUGAUGUGGCGAAAACUAGUACAACUUGAACCACAUGAAUAUGCAUCUGCUCUAGCUAUCAUAAAGCGAGAUAACACGGAUGAGACUGUGCUUGACAUGGCAAAGAAACUCCGAGCUUAUGCAGAUGCUGUGCAUAGCCCCACACAUGCCAGAAUCGCAGCGGUGGAAACACGUCUGCAGAGAUUAGAAGAUAAGAUAAAAAAGAAUCAUAAGAAGCUUAGAAAAGAGAUUAAAGAAAACCUUCUCCAAAUCUCAGCAGUACAGAUCAGAGGUUCUAGUACCCAACGCAGACGUUCCCCAGAUGGAGAAAGAAAGUACACCCCACGAGCUGAGCUGUGGUUCUUUCUGCGUAAUUGUAGAGCAAACAUGAAGCUAUAAGAUGAAAAAUCCACCGCUGCUCUGGCCCGAAAAGUACGUGAAUUAAAAGAAGACAAAGCUCAGAGAAGAAGUUCCACCACAAGGAAAGCAGCUCCAGUUACCCAUAGCCAAACUGCCAGGAAUGAAUCGGAAGUGGAAAGCAGCCGUAUGGAGCCCCACACGACAGGUUGCAGAGGCCACUGAAGGAGAAGAUGGAUCAAGCCAACUUGCUGAACUCAAAGCUGUUCAACUGGCCUUGGACAUUGCUGAAAGAGAGAGGUGGCCAAAGCUCUACCUCUACACUGAUUCAUGGAUGGUAGCCAACACUCUGUGGGGAUGGCUGGAGAGGUGGAAAGAGGCUAAUUGGCAGCGUAGAGGAAAACCAGUUUGGGCUGUUGAAGAGUGGAAAGACAUCGCUACCAGGGUAGGGAGGCUACCUGUGAAGGUCCGCCAUGUAGAUGCCCAUGUCCUCAAGAGUAGAGCUAAUGAGGAGCACAAGAACAAUGAGCAGGUAGACCAGGCUGCAAAGAUAGGGGUGUCCAAGACAAACCUAGAUUGGGAGCAUAAGGGAGAGUUAUUCCUAGCUCGAUGGGCCCAUGAUGCCUCAGGUCAUCAGGGUAGAGAUGCCACCUAUAAGAGGGCACGAGACCGAGGAGUGGAUUUAACCAUAGACAGUAUUUCUCAAGUUAUCCACAACUGUGAGACGUGUGCUGCCGUCAAACAGGCCAAGCGGAUGAAGCCCCUAUGGUAUGGUGGGCGGUGGUCCAAGUACAAGUAUGGGGAGGCCUGGCAGAUUGACUACAUCACACUGCCCCACACACACCAAGGCAAGCGCUACGUGCUCACAAUGGUAGAAGCCACCACAGGAUGGUUGGAGACCUACCCUGUGCCUCAUGCUACUGCCCAGAACACCAUCCUGUGCCUGGAAAAGCAAGUCCUGUGGAGACAUGGUACCCCUGAGAGGACUGAGUCAGACAACGGGACUCAUUUCAAGAACAGCCUUAUCAGCACCUGGGCCAGAGAACAUGGCAUUGAUUGGGUGUACCAUAACCCCUACCAUGCACCAGCUGCGGGAAAAGUGGAAAGGUACAAUGGGCUGCUAAAAACCACCUUAAAAGCCUUAGGUGGGGGAUCUUUCAAAAAUUUGGAGCAGCAUUUGGCAAAGGCCACCUGGUUAGUUAAUACCCGAGGCUCUACUAACUGAGUGGGCCCUGCCCAAUCUGAGCCUUUGCAUAGAGUAGAUGGAGACAAAGUCCCAGUGGUACAUGUCAGGGGUUUGUUAGGGAAGACAGUUUGGAUCAAUCCUACCUUGAGUACAGACAAACCCAUUUGCGGAGUUGUUUUUGCUCAGGGACCAGGUUGCACAUGGUGGAUAAUGCAAAAAGAUGGAAGAACAGGAUGUGUACCUCAGGGAGAUCUGAUUGUUGGGUGAGAACUAUGUAUAAAUAUCACUGUUUGCUGAAUGUUACCACCAUUGUCUGUGUAUAGCUGUAUAUUAGAUGUAUAAUAUAUGUGUUUGUAGAGUAAGAAUAUAUAUUAGUUUUAGUAGUAAGCCGAUGAUAUGGGGAUAAGGGGUGGAAUGUCCUGGGUUGACUAUAUGAUGCUUUUAUCCCCAAUCGUCUUGUUCUGUUUAUACUGAAUAAUAUGUUUUACACCUUUAAGACUCUCUUCCAGACAGUGAAGAGGGGAGGGAAGAAGCGCACAGUUUGUUUUCAGACUGCUCUCACUCCUCCACAUUCCUGCUCCUGGACUGUGUUUUCUGCGGAUGGACAGACAGCCGGACAGGGCUCCUUUUUCCCUAUUUUCUUGCUUUUAGUUAGUUUUACCUAGCUGAAGCAAAGAAGUUCCCUGGACUGUGAUUUUUUCCUUUUUUCUUGGACCUGUUCAAGCCUGCUCUGCACUGAACACCCAGAAGAGCACCAGCAGCUCCACCUGUAGCCCCCCUGUCUGAGCCUGGGCAGCAGCAUUUCCAGCACCAGAGAGACUGAUCAAAGACUGAGUGAGCCGAGCUGCAACCCAGGGAGGUGGCUGUUCUGAGUUUGCUUGUUUUUUUGGAUCAGUGAAAAGUUUUGUUGUUUAAUAUUGUUUGGGUUCUAUUGUUUAAUAAACAGGUUUCUUUCCACUUUUUCUCCAAGGAGAUAUUUUCUCCCAAACUGGUUGGAGGGUGGAGGGGCAAUUGAAUCUGCUUU
Messenger RNA from Passer domesticus (house sparrow), 4871 nucleotides. RefSeq lists its product as uncharacterized. Lineage: Eukaryota; Metazoa; Chordata; Aves; Passeriformes; Passeridae. Gene Ontology annotation, biological process: DNA integration. The record is from RefSeq and is a predicted model, not a curated record. The coding region runs from base 2825 to 3886 and encodes 353 amino acids. Gene Ontology annotation, molecular function: RNA-DNA hybrid ribonuclease activity; nucleic acid binding. The transcript has 2 exons.